UCCAAAUCGUUGAGCAAUUAACCCUAAAAUUCGAAAAUUUUCAAAAGGAAGUCCGAAUUCGGCAUGUCUAAGGCGCCGGCUUCCUCAGCCGCACCGCCGCCGCCUCCAUGGAUCGAACUACCCGAGGAUUUGACGGCGAAUAUCCUCCAAAGGCUGCACGCUGAACAGAGACUGGGGGGUGCGCAGUUAGUGUGCAGUACAUGGCGGAGAGUCUGCAAAAAUCCUGCCAUGUGGCGCGUUAUUGAUUUGGACUAUCGACGUUGCGAGGACGAAGCAGAAUUUGACUCCAUUUGCCGCGGCGCUGUGGAUCGUAGCCAGGGACAGUUGAUCGAGCUAAAGGUUAUCAAUUUGGAUGAAGCGUUUGGGUUUCUGAACUACGCCGCCGAGCGAUCAAGUCAGCUCCUAUGCCUUACACUCGCAGGGUAUGAGCAAAUGGAAACUGAUUUGACUAAUACAAUAAAAAAACUCCCACAACUGGAAGAGUUACACCUCAUCAGGAUGCCAUCACUCACCCCCAAACAAUUUGCAACCAUUGGCAUCUCUUGCCCCUUGUUGAAAUCAUUUACAUAUAACCAACAAUGGUACGAGCAUCCAUUAUUUCCAGAAGAUGAGGAUUUCCAUGGUGAAGAUUUCUGCACUAAGCAUGCUAUUGCAAUUGGAAAAAGCAUGCCUAAUCUGCGCCAUCUCAGACUUUGGGCACUGUAUAUGAAGAACAAGGGAGUGGAAGCGAUUCUCGAUGGCUGCCCCCACCUUGAAUCACUCGAUCUUCGAAGAUGCUCUGGUGUUGAUCUAGAUGAAGCUCUGUUUAACAGAUGUAUUGAGCGAAUAAAAGAUCUGAUACUCCCUUCUGACGGUAACACUAGUGAUCCUGAUUUGCUUGAAGAUCCCAGAUAUGAUGGUUGGGAUGACAAUAGAUCAUCGAAUUUGGCUAAGUUCAGCAUGUCUGAUUUGUAUGAUGACGGCUUCGAUGAUUAUAAUGAUUGGGGAGGAUUUUCUGGUUCUUACUAUUUCUAAUCUUGAAAGACGAAAAUGCUAAGGUGUCUGAUAUUUCAAGACGCGUCUUCACUUUUUAUGUAGGUGUUACGGUAAACGGUUGGGCACCGGGGGGGGAGCCAUGUUAGACUGUAAAGUUUCUACAAUGCAUUUCUGGCUUAAAUCUAUAUGGACAAAUACCACUCCUAACAUGUUAGUAGGCUUUUGUGUUACUGAAUUUGUGAUGCUAGUUGAUUUCAAGUUGUCAAUGCAGCAUUUUGGAGGUUUCAUUAUA
Molecule: messenger RNA, 1267 nt
Organism: Salvia splendens (bonfire salvia)
Lineage: Eukaryota; Viridiplantae; Streptophyta; Magnoliopsida; Lamiales; Lamiaceae
Product: putative F-box/LRR-repeat protein 23
Exons: 2
Coding region: 64-1014 (316 amino acids)
Molecular function (GO): protein binding
Source: RefSeq, a predicted model, not a curated record